This is a messenger RNA of Dryobates pubescens (Downy woodpecker), 2667 nucleotides long. RefSeq names its product zinc finger and BTB domain containing 46 (gene ZBTB46). The transcript is spliced from 8 exons. Gene Ontology annotation, biological process: regulation of transcription by RNA polymerase II. Bases 805 to 2667 code for a protein of 620 amino acids. Gene Ontology annotation, molecular function: protein binding; DNA-binding transcription factor activity, RNA polymerase II-specific; RNA polymerase II cis-regulatory region sequence-specific DNA binding. The record is from RefSeq and is a predicted model, not a curated record. Lineage: Eukaryota; Metazoa; Chordata; Aves; Piciformes; Picidae.
GCCGCCUCUCACCCGUCCCCUCCUUCUCCCGCCUCCUUAGAGGCGAGCAGGGGAGGGGGUCGCCAUGGCCGCCUGCCCGCCCCCUCCCCUCAGGCGGCAGCACCGGGCCGUCCCCAUCCCCGCGGCUGCCUUCGGGCGAGGCGAGGCGGGCAGCGCUCCGGGGGCGGCGGGGACGCCCCCCCCCAGCUCCACUGCUCCGGCACCGCCGCCUCGUUUAUUAUCAUCGUUAUUAUCACCCCCCACCCCCCUUCCCUCCUCUCCCCACCGCCCUGCUCCGCCCGGGGCUGAGCCCGCCGGCCGUGGCGGGGGGGAGCGGGGGCCGAUCGCUCCCCUCCCUGCCCGCGGAGGGGGCACGGUGCCUUCUUUGGGACGCGAUGGCUUAUUUGGUGUGGGUGGAUGGCUUAACUUGCUCAAGGGAGAGGAGAAGAGACAAGGGGGCAUUUUAACAGCAGCUCCACUUGCGAGGAGCCAAGCCUCAAUCCCGGCUCCAGCAUUAAAACCCUUUCCGCCCCCUAAAAUCCAGCAUCCGUGCAAGUUGGACCAAGAGUUUGUCAGGAGUGUGGUUCAAAACUGCUUGGAAAAAGGGAUGAGGACACCUGAUGAUCCUUUUGGAGCUUGUUACCAGAGACCUUCCUCCUCUCUUCCUUAAGUCAUGCAGCAUCCAGCCCUGAAACAUCCUGACUCUUCUUUUUGCUGACAGGAAGCAUCCUCAAACAUUGCUCUGCCGUUCCCCUCCAAGAGCUCAGCGCGGCGCUGUCGGAAGGUCGCAGGCACCGCACUACCUGUGCUGCCCUAGGGCUGUUGAUGUCCUCAGCUGCUGUGGGAGGAACGCUAGACCUGGAACCCAGUUUGCUACUGGACCUGUGGAAGAGGAAACACAAAGGCUCCCCGAUGAACAACCGGAAGGAGGAGAUGGAGAUAGCGUCGCACUACCGGCAGCUGCUGCGGGAGCUGAACGAGCAGCGGCAGCACGGCAUCCUCUGCGACGUCUGCAUCGUCGUCGAGGGCAAGAUCUUCAAAGCCCACAAGAACGUCCUCCUGGGCAGCAGUCGCUACUUCAAGACCCUCUACUGCCAGGUGCAGAAGAGCUCCGAGCAGGCCACCGUCACCCACCUGGACAUCGUCACGGCGCAGGGCUUCAAAGCCAUCAUCGACUUCAUGUACUCGGCGCACCUGGCGCUGACCAGCAGGAACGUCAUCGAGGUGAUGUCUGCCGCCAGCUACCUGCAGAUGACGGACAUCGUCCAGGCCUGCCACAGCUUCAUCAAGGCCGCCCUGGACAUCAGCAUCAAGUCGGACGCCGCGGACGAGCUGGGCGACUACGAGCUGGGAGCCCCCUCCAGCAGCAGCGCCGACGCGCUGAUCUCGGCGGUGGUGGCCGGCAGGAGCAUAUCCCCCUGGCUGGCUCGGAGAACCAGCCCGGCAAACUCCUCUGGAGACUCGGCCAUCGCCAGCUGCCACGAGGGCGGCAGCAGCUACGGCAAGGAGGAGCCGGAGCCCAAAGCGGACAGCCACGAGGACGUGCCGUCCCAGUCCCUCUGGCCCGGCGACGCGGGCUAUGGGUCCUUACGGAUCAAAGAGGAGCAGGUUUCCCCCUCCCAUUACGGGGGGGGGGAGCUGCAUUCUGCCAAGGAUAGUGCAAUACAGACUGGGUUCUCGGAGCAAGGAGGGGGGGAUGGCUGGCAGCCCACGGGGCGCAGGAAGAACAGGAAGAACAAGGAGACUGUGAGGCACAUCACUCAGCAAGUGGAGGAGGACAGCAGGGCAUCGCCAGUGCCAUCCUUCUUACCUGCCUCAGGGUGGCCCUACGGCAGAGACCCAAGUGCUGACGUGACAGCCACGGAGCCCAGCAGCUCUGACAGCAGAGUGGAGCGGCCAGACCCUUACAGCCAGGUGGAGGAAGCCCUGCUGGGGGGAGAGGGCAGCUACAUCUCCCAGCCCCUCACUCCCGAGAAGGAGGACGCGCUCCAGGCCGCCACCGUCGCCAACCUGCGCGCAGCUCUCAUGAGUAAGAACAGUUUGCUGUCCCUGAAGGCUGACAUGCUGGGAGAGGACAGUUCCCUGCUCUUUGAGUACCUCCCCAAAGGCACCCACUCUCUCUCUCUCAACGAGUUCACAGUCAUCAGGAAGAAGUUCAAGUGCCCAUACUGCAGCUUCUCAGCCAUGCACCAGUGCAUCCUGAAGAGGCACAUGAGGUCCCACACCGGGGAGAGGCCCUACCCCUGCGAGAUCUGCGGGAAGAAGUUCACGCGCCGGGAGCACAUGAAGCGGCACACCCUGGUCCACAGCAAAGACAAGAAGUACGUCUGCAAGGUGUGCAACCGCGUGUUCAUGUCGGCAGCCAGCGUGGGCAUCAAGCACGGCUCGCGGCGCCACGGCGUCUGCGCCGACUGCUCCGGCAGGGGCAUCGCCCCGCACCUGGACCACAACGGCGCGGGAGGCUCCCCGGAGGAGUGCUACCCGGGGGAGGGGCAGUACAUGGAAGACCCUGAGGACAUCAAGGUGGAAGGAGACGAGGAGAUGGGAGAGGAGGAGGACAUCAAGUGGAAGGAGGACGUGGGAAUGUCACAGGAUGAUGUGAUCCUAGACGACGACAAGGACGUCGACUCCCCGCAGGAGCAGGACAACGCUGGGGAGCACGAGAAGGAUUUCACCUGGAUUUCCUAG